Owenia fusiformis is the source of this 3093-nucleotide messenger RNA. The record is from the annotation of a GenBank genome assembly. Lineage: Eukaryota; Metazoa; Annelida; Polychaeta; Sabellida; Oweniidae.
ACUAAUAUUUACUCUGUAUUCAUACACUCAACAACAUUUCAAUGGUGUUUCAAUCAAUAACAAUAUACGCUUUCUGAUAACAUUCAAUGUGACAUGUACGAUUAACAGUAGUAUGGCUUACAGCAGCCUGGUUUAGUUCAGUAGUCUAUAAUAUCACAGUUUGCAGUUUAGGACAUUGACAGCCGACAGUUGCUUCUCAGUAGGACCAAGGCAGAGCAGUUUAUUGUCCAAUUCACACGUAUAAAAAACGAACAAUACAGUUAAUUAAUAGUUAUCAUUAUAAAGGUUGCAAUCUAUUUGAAGAGCCAUGUGGAUGUACUCUUGUUAACCCCAAAGAGUUGGACAAAAUAACGCUUGCUUCACUUCCAAGAGUGAAUACAUGGACAUCAAAGCAUGGACAUCGAGACUGAUUCACAACCAAGGGAGCUCGACGGAUCAUCAUCCGCUGUUGAUUCACUGUGUGAUUGUCACCAAACAUCCUUAAUUUAGUUCGAUUAAGAUGUAAUGGUAUUCAACGAUAAAAGCAGAUUGAAGAAACACCAUCACUCAAAAACGAUUCAUUGACACUUUGAAUUCCUGGAGAACUUCUACUCGACAAGAGAAUGAAAUCUCAUAUCAUCACUUGUUACGUAUUGUCAUAGACCUAGAGUAGGCCUACUAAUGACAAACUAGACUUCCAAUAGUCCAUGUUAUUACAAUAUCUGAAGGUGUGGGGAAAAUAGAUUAAUAAUCUAGAAAAUCAAUUGUUCAGAAACACAGAAAUCCACUAUCUUAUUUCUUGUGUAAGCAUCUUAAGCCGAAAGCGCCGUAAAUGGGGAAUUAUCUGAACACUCCCAAUAAUGAUUAACAAUACUGCGCAAAAAGACCGUGACACGAUCUUCACCGAAGGUAGCUAUUACUGGAGAUAUGUUGAGUCUACUCCGAUCUUUGGAUGCAAAUGCGACUGCCGCUCAGAACGACCUCGUACGUCAACAAAAUGGCAAAGGACAACGCCUUGGUUAUAGACCAUCUUCCCGAACAAGUACAGCCAGCAAGAAAAGCAAUUCGUCAUCCAGAGGAGUUGAUGUAGCAUUUCGAAGAGUUAAGGUAGAAGAUGAUGACGAUGUGAUUGACUUAACUGAGAAACCUGAAAGGAAACUGUUAUAUUCAGGUCACCUGGGAAAGGAAUCACCAUUAUUAAGAAUCCCAAGUGAAGAGUCUAUUGCCACAGAACUGUCGCUUAUGUCAUUUUCAACCGCCAAUAGCAAAAUGGGUAGAAAAAAGAAAAUAAGAAGACGAGGAAAACGGAAAGAAGAUCCACCAAAGAAAGAGAUGAAGUGGGUUGAACUGGCAAAGAAAACGAGAAUGAAAGGUUUAUUGGAUAGAAUGAUUCAAAAGGAUAAAGCAGAGUUCAGUAAUUACAUCCACCAGGAUCAGGAAAUACCUGACAUGAUGGAAGAGGACGAGCGACAUUUACUACACUUAGUGAGACGUACACGUGGCUUAAAGGGGAACGUAAAAAGUGGCAGUACAUCAAAUAUAAGUAACAUACAUGAUAUACCAAAAAGGAUUCAAACAGCAUUGUCCCGUAAUGGGGGGAAUAUGUCUGGGAAAAGAAAAACUGAACGAAGUGUUUCAAUCAACCCACAACUUGAAGGAUUCCUUGCUAGUCCAAGAGCUUCUCCUCAUCUGAGACCAACGUCAGUUAACACAACACACCAACUUGGGACGCAGUCAAAAUCAAAGCGUCCAUUAUCACGUACCAGAAUGACAUUCAACCUGCCCGAUUAUGAUCGACCUUUGACGGAAAAGGUAAAAUACCGAAUUCGUGAGACGGUCCGUGCAUUAGAAAGAGUGACGGGGACUGGAGAUCCACCCACUGUAUGUAGGGGUUACUUCGAUCGAGAUGAGGCAUUCCCUUACAUAGAAAAUGACUUUACCCAAGUGCCACGUAUACCCCAAAAUGUACGAAUCGCUCCACAGUUGAGCAAAGUUAUCAAAGCUGAUAUAAAGCACAGAAUGGGAAGACCAAGGUAUCACGAAGUUCGCAAAGCAGAUUUAGCAGCAUUCGACAAAGCAAAAGAUCGUGGAAUUAGAAGCAAUAGGAACCUUAUGAUAUUUGAUUGGCUCAACUCUAUCAAUGAAGACUAUUACGAUCACGAGGCUAGUGUUGAAAGGAUUGCCCCUGUUAAUUCUAAAGAAGACUUACAAUACGACCCGCCAGACAUCAAAGAAGAGGUACCUCUCGGUGAAAAGUAUAGAUUCAUAAGAGAGUUAGAAAAACACAUUGAUUUGCCACUGCUUGAUAAUUUAGAUUAUGAUGACGGUAAUUCUGAGGACAGUGAGAAAAUUGAUAUAAAUAUGAUUGCUCAUCCCCAUUGAUAAAGUAUAGGCGAAUAAACGAAUUAUGAGAUACGUGAUGCAAAUUAUCGUUAACUAUCACAGUGUUAGUGUAGUGGUCGUAAAUAUGUACCAUUCAAGUACUGAUGCAAUGCGUCAUAAAAAAGUAUUACUUGGUUAAUCUAUCCUACUAUUCUUACAUUAGCUUUACGUCAGUCUAUGAAACUAUGUAGGUAUCCAGCCUAUUUUACGCUAAUUGGACUGUUUGCGCAAUAUGUGUACUGUGUCAUGUCAUAAUUAGUUGAUACGUCGUCAGAUACUGUACAUCACGUCGUAACAUUAAUCGCACUAUAAAACCCGGUUUUACGUCUUAAAUGAUAAUAGUACCGUAUGGUGAAUAUAAACGAAGCAUAAAAAUAACUUUUACGUAUGAUCCUGAAAUGUUCAGAGCUUAUACAGUUUUAUUUUUCCUUUUUAAAUAUUAAAUACUUCAUAUAAAAAUGCUAUAAUUCCUUGAGAUUAAUUAAAAGUUGAUGUACUGAUCGGGUUAAAUGAAACUUUCUAUUCCCAGGGAGCACUUGGGUUACACUUAUUUUCCCAAGAGGAUUCAUGCAUUUCUAUUUCUAUUGCUAUGUUUGAGCCUCAUCUUAAAUCAUAGGCGAUACCACAGAUUAAAUCAAAAUGAAACAUUAGACUCGGGUUGGGUGACAAACCGAUUCGAUGUACAUUGUGGAUAUUUAUGAAAAUGUGGGACGGCAUCAUUUUGUGACCAUC